This is a messenger RNA of Labeo rohita (rohu), 1543 nucleotides long. It is a transcript of the gene svip, whose product is annotated as small VCP interacting protein. The record is from RefSeq and is a predicted model, not a curated record. Gene Ontology annotation, biological process: negative regulation of retrograde protein transport, ER to cytosol; positive regulation of autophagy; negative regulation of VCP-NPL4-UFD1 AAA ATPase complex assembly. Gene Ontology annotation, cellular component: endoplasmic reticulum membrane. The transcript is spliced from 4 exons. Lineage: Eukaryota; Metazoa; Chordata; Actinopteri; Cypriniformes; Cyprinidae. The coding region runs from base 384 to 626 and encodes 80 amino acids.
UGAGCUUCACUUCCCUCGACUAACGGAGCUGCUGUACUACUGUCAUCCUGACAGCUACACUUCCAGCUAAACUAAUACAUCAUAUUAACACAACAAAAUCAAAAACAGAUGUCGGGAGGCGUGAGAACGAGGUUCGCUGCAGGUUAAAUUAGUCUGUUAGUGUGAUAAAGGGUGGUUCUCAGUAGCGGUAGCUGGCUAAAGUAGCUCAGCCCAGCUUUGUUUACGUUGCUAGUUCAGUUCAAGCAGCUUUCAUAGUGGGUUUAGCAGCAUAUAAACGCUGUUAUAUUGUUAGAGCACAUCAUCUCAGCGGCCUGGCAUCUUAAAUUUACUCUUAUUUGGCUGAAAAGAGUUUUAUUUGUGCCUGUGCUUCAUUAAACGUCAGUAUGGGGAUGUGUUUGCCCUGUCUGAGUGGAGCUGAGGAUGAUGUAGCAGUCACACCAGACCCUGAGACAAGGAGAAGACAGCUAGCAGAUGCUGCAGAGAAGAGACAGAAAGAGACCACCUACAGAGGUAUCAAAAACCCAGAAGCCUUGGAGAGGAAAAAGAAGAAACAAGAAGAGACAGAGAAACAGACCAUGAACUCUGUACCUUCUGGAGGCGGCGGGCUAAAGUGGCAGGUUGGCUAACACAGGCUUAAAGGAAGAUCGCUGUUGUGUCUACAUCGGGGGUCAACCUUCAUCUGCAGUAUUUCCCGCUGACUUGAGAGAUUCUUAAAACUCUUUGUUCUUUCGGUUCUUAUUUUGAAGUGUCCACUAGCCAGGGGAGUUUGCAUAGAGACCAGAAUUUUUGCCAAGCUCCUGCACAAAACUCCUAAUCCUCCAGGCCUUCUGAAUGGCCAGUGUGCAUUUAGGCCACGCCCCUUCAAAUGCCAAGAUGGACUAGCUAGUUGGGUUUCUGGGAUAGUGAUUUUAGCAAUUAAUGUUUUUCCCCUCAACCUGUUCAGUUUAUGUUUAUGCAUCAUUUCACAAAUGCAGCUUUUGUACCAAUGUGCUUUCUAUUUUUGACAUCGAAAUCUGAGAUCUGAAUGUCAUUUUAAUACACAUUUAUACAAGUGAAAAGCAUGUUUUAUAUUGGUUUUUGGAUAAUUUAAUACAUAUUUAACCAGUCAUAUUUAUGCAUCAGUUACCAGUGUGUUUUGGUUGUUACUCAUAGUGCAUUUUGCGAUUUGUCAGGACUUGAAGUAUAAUGAUAAUAGACGAAAGAUAUGACGUCAGUUAGCACUUUCACUGCCUGUUGAUUGUAUGACUUGCUGUUCUUAUGAACCAAAUUGAAUGUGCAUCACUUUAUCUUAUCAAACACAUUGAUUUCUCACCCUUUCUACAGGGCUUCGAAGAAAAUCUUAACUUAUCGUAUUUAAACUGUCUUGGUCAUGCAGAAGUGACUGUAGCAGCCUGAGCUAGAGUGGUUAGUGUGGAAUAUAUAUUAUAUCUGUAGAAACUCUGAGUGAACUCUUCAUAUUGCCUUUGAUGCAUUUCUUUUAUGUUACGCUCUUGAGUUGUUAAGUCUGCCAACAGCAACUCACUCAACGCUUGUGACAGGGAAA